AUGCAAAAGGCAAUGAAAAGCGCAGAUAUUAUAAAAGCUAAUAAUGACUGGUUAGAUGCCCAAGCCAGCGCUAAAGCAGCCCAACUUAUAGGGUCAAUAAGGACAAAAAUACAAGCGGAUGAAGACAGUUCAAAUGAAGCUUUAAUGAAUGCUGACUUUAAGAAUGCCUUCGAAGCUCUUCAUAGUAAGGUGAAACUAGUGAACGACUUCUCAUCUGGAAAGAAACUGAAGUCUGAAGGUUUCGACAAAGAGUUAAGAGAAGUAGCACAAAAUAUGACGAAAAUAACAGAUGCAGCAACGAGACAGGCAGUUCAAAGUGCCUAUGAUGCCGUUAGAGCAGCUGUCGUGGAAAGUCAAGAAAAAGAGUUACAACAGACCAAAACAGACCUAGUAAAUGCUUUCUUAAGAAUGAAAAGUCAGGUAGGACAUUAUGCUGCAGAUGGAACAUAUGUGCCAGCUGGUGGAACUUAUAUACCACCAAACACUCCAAGAGAAGCACCUGCACCAGGACUACCUAAAACAUUUACAUCGUCACAUGGACACAGACACAGACAUGCACCAAAACCAACACAACAACCAACAGUUCAAAAUCCAGCACAACAACAACAACCAAAACAAACAGUUCAAAAUCCAGCAUAA
Messenger RNA from Trichomonas vaginalis G3, 639 nucleotides. Its product is annotated as protein of unknown function, DUF4106 family. The record is from RefSeq and is a predicted model, not a curated record. NCBI's taxonomy places the organism in Eukaryota, Parabasalia, Trichomonadida, Trichomonadidae. The transcript has a single exon. Bases 1 to 639 code for a protein of 212 amino acids.